Messenger RNA from Triticum turgidum subsp. durum (durum wheat), 1452 nucleotides. The record is from the annotation of a GenBank genome assembly. NCBI's taxonomy places the organism in Eukaryota, Viridiplantae, Streptophyta, Magnoliopsida, Poales, Poaceae.
AUGGCCGAGUUCUUCGGGCACAUGAGGGAGAUGAGCGCUCAACGCAUUGUGAUUGAGGACAUGGAGGCUUCAGCCUUCAAAGCCAUGCUGCACUUCAUAUACACCGACAUGAUGCCUGGACUUGAUCAGGAACUGGAGGCCGCGGCAACGAUGGCUCGGCAUCUUCUUGUGGCUGCUGACAGGUAUGAGCUGGAUAGGCUCAAAGUGAUCUGCGAGGGCAAGCUCUCCGGUGGCAUCAUGGUCGACACAGCGGCGACGACUUUGGCUUUGGCUGAGCAGCACAACUGCACGCACCUCAAGGCCAAGUGUGUCGAGUUCAUCAUCAGCACUCCUGCGAUCCUCAAUGCCGUGGUGGCGACGGAGGGCCAGCACGCUGCACACCGGCUCUGUCCGCGCGGCUGUUCAAGAUCCACGUUUCCCAUGGCGACCACCUGCACGGUCCUCACCGGCGCCGUGCGUGCCGUGAAGCUGCUCAAGGUCGACAGUUUCCGCCUGGCGUACAAGACCAUGCGCGAAGGUGAGUUCCUCAGAACCAGCUGGAACGUCGACGGCCACGACGUCGAAAUCCGGUGGUACCCUGGGACAGCGAUGGCACCGGUCGAGCUCGUGUUCCUCACCAAAACUGCAAGCACCUGCAACGUGAGGGCGAGCUUUGGCUGUCUCCUGGUACACCCGAGGCUGCCGCAGCCGCACAAUGGCAACGAAGAAAAGACCGUGUGGCAUGUGUUCAAGCAUCCCAAGGACUGUUCGCUUCGAGUCUCGCUUGUGGACAGACCCGUUCUGUUGGACCAGACUUCACGCCAAGGAGACUACUUGACCGUCCAGUGCACCGUCACGAUUCUGAAGGAGCUCGCUUAUACGACAACGACGGUGCCUGCGCCGGCAUCCAACAUGCACCAGCACUUCCGGGAGCUCCUGCGGAACGGGACGGGAGCAGACGUCACGUUCCUCGUCUCCGGCAAGGCCUUCGCCGCGCACAAGCUCGUGCUGGCCGCGAGAUCCCCGGUCUUCAUGGCCGAGUUCUUUCGGGACAUGAAGGAGAAGAGCUCCCGGCGCGUGGAGAUCAAGGACAUGAAGGCAACCGUGUUCGGGGCGCUGCUGGAGUUUAUCUACACCGACAAUGUUCCUGAACUUGACCGGGAGCUGGAGGCCGUGGCGACGAUGGCUCAGCAUCUGCUUGCGGCGGCUGACAGGUACGGGAUUGACAGGCUCAAAAUUAUGUGCGAGGGCAAGCUCAUCGGUGGCAUCACUGUCGACACGGCGGCGACUACUUUGGCUUUGGCAGAGCAGCACAAUUGCCCGCACCUCAAGGAGAAGUGUGUCGAGUUUAUCAUCAGUACUCCUGCGAUCCUUGAUGCCGUGGUGGCGACGGAGGGGUCUAAGCAUCUGGAGGCAAGCUGCCCUUCUGCGCUCACUAGCAUUGUCCUGUCUACGCGUGGGAGAAGGAACUGA